Molecule: messenger RNA, 1447 nt
Organism: Cannabis sativa
Lineage: Eukaryota; Viridiplantae; Streptophyta; Magnoliopsida; Rosales; Cannabaceae
Product: probable polygalacturonase At3g15720
Exons: 10
Coding region: 63-1244 (393 amino acids)
Biological process (GO): carbohydrate metabolic process
Molecular function (GO): polygalacturonase activity
Source: RefSeq, a predicted model, not a curated record
AUUAAAAAAAUCAUCACUCUUUUCUCUCUUGGGUUUCUACUGAUUUUUUUACUACUUCAAUAAUGGACCCUAAAAUAAGCUACUUAAUAAUUUUAGUAUUAUUUGGUAUGAUUUUCUCAUCAAGAUGUUAUGGCCAAAAUAUAUACAAUGUGCUUGAUUUUGGAGCCACUGGAAAUGGCACAAAUGAUGAUUCACAAGCUGUGUUAAUGGCUUGGAAAAAGGCAUGUGGAAGCACAUCAGGGACAUCAGUUAUGAAAUUCCAAGCUGGAAUAAAAUACCAUCUUAAACCUAUGUUAUUUGAAGGUCCUUGCCUCCCCAAAAAUAUUAUAAUUCAGAUGGAUGGAUAUGUGGUGGCACCAUCAAAUAUUUCAGAGUGGGAAGGAUAUGAGCGUGGAAGUUGGCUUCAUUUCUUAAACGUUAAUGGUCUCAUUGUUACUGGAAAUGGCAUUUUUGAUGGUUAUGGAGAUAUUUGGUGGAACAUUGCCAAACAUGGAGGUGGUGUCCAAGCACCUGCGGGUUUAGGAUUUCACCAUUGUAACAAUCUUAAAUUAAAUGGAUUUGCUUCUAAGAACAGUCCAAACAAACACAUCACCAUUCAAGGUUGCAUUGGAGUGACUAUCUCUAAUGUUCAUAUAUUAGCACCUAAAACCAGUCCCAACACUGAUGGAAUCAUGAUCUCUUACUCUUCUCAACUUAAUAUACAUGAUUGUUUUAUUGCUACUGGUGAUGACUGUAUUUCUAUUAAGAGUGGCUCCUCUUACAUCAAUAUAACACAUAUAGCAUGUGGACCAGGUCAUGGUAUAAGUGUGGGAAGCUUAGGAGUUGGAACAACCCCUAGCACGGUGGAACAUGUGCAUGUUAAAAAUUGCACAUUUAAGGGAACUUUAAAUGGUGCUCGAAUCAAAACAUGGAAUUCGGGAGUUGGAUAUGCAAGAAACAUCACAUUUGAGCACAUAACACUCCUAAAUUCCGAAAAUCCAAUCAUCAUUGAUCAAGACUAUGCCUACUUGGAGGGUAGUUCGAUCAAAAUAAGUGAUGUAACUUAUAGAGGGUUUGUGGGAACAUCACUAAGUGAGGAGGCAAUCACAUUGGAUUGUGCCAAGUUGGGUUGCAGUGGCAUAGUAAUGGACAGUGUUAAUUUGAUUUCAGCCUUGCCGGGGAAGAAUGUGACGUCGUUUUGUAAAAAUGCAGAUGGAAGACUCAUUUCUACUUACCCUAAUGUUCCUUGUCUAAACAAAGAAUAAUCAUAGUCUUGAAUGAUUUUAAUUACUUAGUUUUUGAUGAUGCUCUUUCAUUUAGUUUCCAAAUAAUAAAGUACUAUUAUCUUAUAUAUAUUAAGUUUUUUAUUUUCAAAUUUUGAUUUAUCAGUUUUGUCCUCUAAGAUUUAAUUUUGUGAAAAAUAAAUUGUUGAACAAUAGUAAUCAAUGAAAAAUAUGCAUAUUCAACU